Insectozyma verbasci is the source of this 2412-nucleotide messenger RNA. NCBI's taxonomy places the organism in Eukaryota, Fungi, Ascomycota, Pichiomycetes, Serinales, Debaryomycetaceae. The record is from the annotation of a GenBank genome assembly.
AUGUCUGACGAAGAAUUAUCAAAAUCCUCAUCUUCUUCUUCAUUUGUUCCUGUUGAUCGAAGACAAUUGAAUGAUGCUAUACAAAUUAUAAAUGAAGACAAAAUUUUUAAUAAUCAAAUUUUAGAUUAUAUUAAUAAAACUUCACCUUCUGAUGUUGGUAAUAAUUAUCAUAUAAUAUCUGUUUUUGGUUCUCAAUCAACUGGUAAAUCAACAUUAUUGAAUAAAUUGUUUAAUACUAAUUUCGAUGUUAUGGAUGAAUUAAAUAGACAACAAACUACAAAAGGUAUUUGGUUAGCUUAUUCGCCCGUGGUAUCAACAAAUUCAGGUCAUACUUCAUCAAAGUCUAAUAUUUUAGUAAUGGAUGUAGAAGGUACGGAUGGUAGAGAAAGAGGUGAAGAUCAAGAUUUUGAAAGAAAAGCUGCGUUAUUUGCUCUAUCAACUUCAGAAAUUUUAAUAAUUAAUAUUUGGGAAACUCAAAUUGGUUUAUAUCAAGGGGCUAAUAUGGGUUUAUUAAAAACUGUAUUUGAAGUUAAUUUAACCUUAUUUGGUAAAGCUAAAUUGGACACAACAAAGAAAAAUGAUCAUAAAGUUUUAUUGUUAUUUGUAAUUAGAGAUCAUAUUGGAGUCACACCAAUUGAAAGUUUAGCACAAACAUUAAAAGCUGAUUUAGUUAACAUGUGGAAUAAUUUAGCAAAGCCAAAUGAAUUGGCACAUUUACAAUUUGAUGAUUUCUUUGAUAUAAAUUUCCAUGCAUUAAAUCAUAAAGUUUUGCAACCAAAAGAAUUUGAACAAGGUAUCAACAAUUUAGGUGAUAGAUUAAUUGUAAAUAAUGAAUUAUUUAGACUUGAAUAUCAUCAUAAUAUACCAAUUGAUGGUUGGACUUUAUACGCUGAAAAAUGUUGGGAACAAAUUGAAAAUAAUAAAGAUUUAGAUUUACCAACACAACAAAUUUUAGUAGCACAAUUUAAAUGUGAUGAAAUUGUUGAUCAUGAAUUCAAUGAAUUUUUGAUUAAGUUUCAAGAAUUUUUCAAAGAAAUUAAGGAGGAUCCAGAUCAUGAACAAUUGGGUUUAUUAUUUAUAGAUUUAAGAAAUGAUAUUUUGGAAAAUUAUGAUCAAGAUGCAUCUAAAUAUAAUUCAAUAGUUUAUGAACAAAGAAGAAAUAAGUUGAAAAGUUUAAUGAAUGAAAAAUUUAAGGAAAUUUUUUAUGUAUAUUCUAAACAAUUGAUUAAUAAGAGUUUGGUACAAUUCCAAAAGGAUUUAGUCGAUUUAAAAGGUAUUGAUUUUCAUAAUAAACAACAAGCUAUAGCUGCUAAAUUAAUUGAAGAUAUAAUUUUGAAUCUUGGUUUUAUUUCAUUACAAGGUGAUAUUCCAACAAAUGAUAUAACAACUACAUUAAAAAAAGACAUGGAUGAAAUCAUAAGUAUACAACAAAAGAUUGAAUUGAAUAAUAUUGUAAAUAAAUCAAGUAAAAAAUUGUCAAAUAACUUAUCGAAAUUUAUUCAAUCUGAAAUCCCAAAUGUUACUGAAAAUACAUGGAAUAAUAUUUUAGAACAUUUUAAUAAGUUAGUUUCUGAAUUUACUGAAAAAUAUAGUUAUGGAUUCGAUUUAGGAACAACUGAUGAAGAAAAUGAAAUGGCUAUUUCAAAGUUUAAAUUCAAAUCAUGGAAUCAAUUUUAUGGAAUUUUGCAUAAAUUAAUUACAGAGGAAAAAUUAUUAGUUUUAUUACAAGAUAGAUUUGAUGAUAAAUUUAGAUAUGAUGAGAAUGGAUUACCUAAAUUAUAUCAAGAUUCAACUGAAUUGGAAAAGACAUUUAGUGACGCAAAAGAAUAUGCAUUAAAAAUUUUACCAACAUUAACUAUUGCAAAAUUAAAUGAUGAUUCAGAAAUUAUACCAGAGUAUGAUAUAUUUAAUCAAGAAUUGAGAAGGAAAUAUUUAGGAGUAAUUGAAGAUGAAGAUGAUGAAGAUGAAGGAGAAAGAUGUUUUGCAGAAAUUAUUAACGAACAAGAUAAAUCGACCAUAUUAACUAAAUUUAAGAAGGAAAUAGAUGCAAAAUUUGUUGAAACUAAAAGAUCUAUUGUCCAACAUAUCACAUCAAUACCAUAUUAUAUUUACAUUAUCAUUAUAUUACUCGGUUGGAAUGAAUUUAUGGCAGUUAUUAGAAAUCCAUUCUUUUUUUCACUAUUAAUUUUAAUUGGUGCAUCAUUAUAUAUAUUAUAUACCAUGAAUUUAUUAAAACCAGCUAUGGUAGUUGCACAAAGAAUGAUCGAUGAAGUCAUUGUUGUUGCAAAGGAGAAAUUAAGAGAAGUAUUAAUUGAUGAUCAUGCAGCUCAAGCAAGAAAUUUAGCGAAAAUAGCCGGAAACAAACCGGAGGAUGAAGGUGAGGAAAUUGAAUUACAAGAAGUAAAUAGGUGA